Molecule: messenger RNA, 1863 nt
Organism: Onychostoma macrolepis
Lineage: Eukaryota; Metazoa; Chordata; Actinopteri; Cypriniformes; Cyprinidae
Exons: 7
Coding region: 433-1824 (463 amino acids)
Biological process (GO): neutrophil migration
Cellular component (GO): cell surface; apical plasma membrane
Source: RefSeq, a predicted model, not a curated record
AGCAGAUCGUGGAGACAUUUUUAUAGUCCACCAUCAAAAAUCGUCAUAUUGAACACCCUUACCCUCGACAAAAAUCGCAUACCGGGAGCACCGGACCGCAAGGGCACUUUACCGUCAGACCUAAAAGGGGCAGGGGCAGGGGCCCCAACAGUAGUGUAGUGCAAGAGUCCAUGUGGUGAGCGGGUGACCUCUGGUGGUGAGUGAACGGAAGUGCAUGGACAGGAUUCGUGACAGCUGGUACAUGAGUAGUUAUGGUGUUGUUCUGUGCCGUUCUGCAGGCUGUAGCCAGUUGCUUUCCAAAGCAUCAGCAGUGAUCCCUGCUACAACUAUGAGUCUCUGGAUCGUCCCUGGAGAGCCAACAAUGAAAGUGGAGACUGGAUUUGUGACGAAUCUUUCUCCUGGAAUGGCUGGUACCGGCUUUUCUACAAUGGAAUGAACAUCCAGAUGUCAGAGACCUGUGCCAUUUCAUACACCUGUAACACAUACUAUAAUCUGUGGCUCAAUGGUCCUCAUCCUCAGAUAGAGGAUGGAGUGGUGGUCAGAGAGGUCUGUGCAUCGUAUUAUCAGGGCAGCUGUUGUGAUUACAAGACAAAACCCAUCAGAGUGAAAGCGUGUCCAGGCAAUUACUAUGUCUAUGAACUUGUGAAUCCACAAAUCUGGUGUUCAGGAUACUGCACAGAUGUCAGCACCAUUUCACAGGUGGCUCACACUGUAAGUCCAGAUAUAAUCACUGGAUCCAGCAUCACAUUGAAUUAUGACCCGUGUGAAAACUACAAUGUAAUCAACGACUACUGGAGAAGCACAUUCAAUUACUGGUCUAUGUAUGGAUACAUCUAUGAUCAUGAUGACACUCGUGUUGAAUGGGAUGGCUGGUAUCGACUCUUCAUUGAUGGAUCAAGUGCUCAGAUGCCUGAGUGGUGUUUUUAUUAUAUGGCAUGUGGAGGUUUUAGUUCACUGUGGCUUGGUGGCUCUCAUCCUCAGCUAGAAGAUGGAGUUGUUACUCGUGAAGUUUAUGGCUCUCACUAUCAUCAGUGCAGUCGCUACAGAUCAGAACCAAUCCAAGUCAAAGCUUGUCCUGGAGAUUAUUAUGUCUACAAAUUUACCAGACCAACUCUUUUAAUCCCAGCUCCUGUAUAUUGUGCAGUUCCUUCCUCCACCCCAAGUGUCGACCCCUGCUACACCUAUAUCAGUCUGGAUGAGCCUUGGAGAUCCAUAGACAACUAUAACUACUAUGGCAUGUGUGAUUAUAAUGUGGAGUGGAAUGGCUGGUACAGGAUGUUCUACAAUGGUGAAAAUGCUCAUAUGCCAGAAUCAUUUGUAAAUCAAGGCAUGUGUGGCACUUAUGAUCCACUGUGGCUCAGCGGCCCUCAUCCUCAGCCGGAAGAUGGAGUGGUCACCCGUCAGGUCUGUGUCUCAUGGAGUGCCGACUGUGAAUACAAAUCCCACCCUAUACGAGUCAAAGCCUGUGCUGGAGAUUACUAUGUUUAUGAGUUUGUCAAGCCAAUAGUUUGCGGAGCAUACUGUGUAGACGCCUCAAAUCAGUCCAUCCCAUCAGUGUCUACAACACCUGAGACAAUCCCAUCCGCAGAAUCCAUUACUCCACCAAUCACAACCACUGCUCCCCCUGUUGACCCCUGCUACAACUACAAUGUCCUGGAUGAUUCAUGGAGAUCCACCAACAAUCAACAUUCCUCUCAAAUAAUGUGUGACGCUUGGUUCAGCUGGAGCGGCUGGUACCGUCUCUUCAUUCAGGAUCAGAGCGUUCAGAUGCCAGACACAUGUGUUGAGAGUAUAGUUGUGGCACUCAUGCUCCACUCUGGCUGAACGGAGGACAUCCAACAGUUGAGGAUGUCUGCGGUCACU